This is a messenger RNA of Varroa destructor (honeybee mite), 312 nucleotides long. RefSeq lists its product as uncharacterized. The record is from RefSeq and is a predicted model, not a curated record. Lineage: Eukaryota; Metazoa; Arthropoda; Arachnida; Mesostigmata; Varroidae.
AUGAAUCCUGAGACUCCUGUUUCAAGUGAAAUGCCACUUGAUGCCCUCAAAAUGUGGCCUAAAAUGAUUCAAGCUGUUAAAUCUGAUAUGGACAAAGAUCACGCCAUGGACUUUUGCAAUCUAUUAGAUAGGACGCUCGACGAACUUACGCAUAUACACUCCGUAGUCGAAAGGCGUACACAAAUGGAGGAGUUGCAACAGCAGGCAUCCGGAACGACUGAGGAUGGAAGUGGUGCGGCGAAAAAUGACGAGGGUCGUAAAAGAGCUCGAAUGAAAUUCACUCCAAAGCGACAGGAGACACCAAGACCCUAA